Messenger RNA from Manihot esculenta (cassava), 2043 nucleotides. Its product is annotated as probable ADP-ribosylation factor GTPase-activating protein AGD6. Bases 175 to 1590 code for a protein of 471 amino acids. Gene Ontology annotation, biological process: vesicle-mediated transport. NCBI's taxonomy places the organism in Eukaryota, Viridiplantae, Streptophyta, Magnoliopsida, Malpighiales, Euphorbiaceae. Gene Ontology annotation, molecular function: GTPase activator activity. The transcript has 5 exons. The record is from RefSeq and is a predicted model, not a curated record.
AAAAGCACCGGUAGACCGCUCAAAUGUCGAGACCUCUUAAAAAAGCCCUGAAAUUGCACGAUCCACACGUGCCCCAUCCUCACUGGUGCUCUUGACAAACAAAGGUUGGCGUAAUUGCGGUAACAAAACCCGCAACGAUUUCGCGGUGUCGGUGAUCUCUCAGAUCGGAUCCCAAUGGCGGCAUCGCGGCGGCUCCGUGACCUUCAAUCGCAACCGGGAAACAGGAUCUGUGUUGAUUGUUCACAGAAGAACCCGCAAUGGGCGUCUGUUUCCUACGGCGUUUUCAUGUGCCUAGAGUGCUCGGGAAAGCAUCGUGGUCUCGGUGUUCACAUAUCGUUUGUCCGAUCCGUUACCAUGGACUCGUGGUCUGAGAUCCAGAUCAAGAAAAUGGAAGCUGGAGGUAAUGAAAAGCUUAACGCGUUUUUAUUGCAGUAUGGAAUCCCUAAAGAGAUGGACAUCGUCGCUAAAUAUAAUACUAAUGCCGCUAGCAUUUAUCGGGAUCGAAUUCAGGCUCUCGCCGAGGGUAGACCUUGGCGGGAUCCACCGGUGGCUAGGGAAACCGUCGGUAGCAAGAAAAAGCCACCGCUGGCUCAAUCUGGUGGUAGCAGAGAUAAUAAUUAUGCUAGUAAUGGAGGAUGGGAUAGUUGGGAUAAUGAUGAUUCGUUUAGAUCUUCGAAUGAAUUGAGAAGGAACCAAUCGGUUGGCGAUUUUAGGGGUAGCUCUGCUGCUGGUGGUGGAAUGGGGGGAGUGCCCGUCAGGUCGAAAUCGACUGAGGAUAUGUAUAAAAGAGCAGAAUUAGAGAAUUCUGCUGCUAAUAAGGACAGCUUUUUUGCCAGAAAAAUGGCAGAGAAUGAAGGGCGUCCUGAAGGCUUACCACCAUCACAAGGCGGGAAAUAUGUGGGAUUUGGAUCAAGUCCUGCUCCUUCAAAUAGGAAUAAUAAUUCCCAACCAGAUGUUAUCUCUGUUGUGUCUCAGGGUUUUGGUAGGUUAUCUCUUGUUGCUGCAUCUGCGGCUCAAUCAGCUGCGAAUGUUGUCCAAGCUGGCACAAAAGAGCUGACUUCCAAGGUGAAGGAAGGUGGUUAUGAUUACAAGGUGAAUGAAACUGUUAACGUUGUUACUGCAAAAACAACAGAGAUUGGACAUAGGACGUGGGGGAUUGUGAAGGGGGUCAUGGCUAUGGCUACACAAAAGGUUGAGGAGUACACUAAAGAAAACAACUGGAAGUCUGAUAACUGGCAACGAAAUGAAAGUGAUAGUAAUGGAUAUUAUCAGGAGUUCAAUAAACAAGAAAAUAAAGGAUGGAAUUCAUCAUCUACUGGAGGACAAUCCUCAUCAAGUGGGAAUUAUAAUUCUUAUAGCUCAAGUUCUUGGGACGAUUGGGAUCAGAAAGACACUAGAAAGGAAGAGAACAACACUAGAAAGGAAGACAACACAAAGGGCUCUGGGUCACAUAAUAAUGAUGGUUGGGCAGGUUGGGAUGAUGCCAAGGAUGAUGGAUAUGAUAACUUCUACCAGAGCGCACCUGAUAAGAAAACCGUUGGUCACAAUGAGAAAUCAGAUGCCACAUGGACCGGAGGAGGCUUUCUUUAAGGUAGACCUGCAGUUCAUUCUAUGCAAAAACCCUCCAAUGCCCAUGAUGAGCGGUGGCAAAACCGAUCUGAUAGCUGGUUGUCGUGAUGUUCAGUUGGUGGAUUUGAAGUUACUCUGAGUGCAGCUGAUAAGAAAGUGUUGGCUGCAGAUCAGAUAUGUGGUGGAUGAGGAUAUUUUUUUUUUUCUGAAGAUGGGUAUAUUUUCUGCAACUCUUUUUUAUGUCUUCCUUUAUUUCUUUUAAUCUGGUAAAAUUUAUGUACCUGUUUGUGAAGUUGUGGUAUGUUGGAAGUAGUCAUAUAUGUACAACUUUGAACAUUCAAAGAGGACCAACUGUUUGAGAAUUCAUUAUUAUGACUUCGAAAGUCAAAUUUGCUUUUCUAUUUGUAAUGACAUUUAUGUUUUUCUUUUGUUUAUAAGUUGGAACGACUGAACCAUCCGGUAUUUUGGCAUUAA